Molecule: messenger RNA, 2635 nt
Organism: Colletotrichum scovillei
Lineage: Eukaryota; Fungi; Ascomycota; Sordariomycetes; Glomerellales; Glomerellaceae
Exons: 1
Coding region: 1562-1966 (134 amino acids)
Source: RefSeq, a predicted model, not a curated record
GACGAUGCUUACAGGCUAAGCGGAUAGCUAGCUCAUCUACGAAUAUGUCAUUGUCAAACUCUGGGCCUCCCUGUUCGGUAAGUCGUGCCUAUAGCGACGGGACAUCAACAAGCCCGUGGUCUACGCGGCCAAGGGUGCCACGGGCGGCCGCAGCGCCAACACGGCUUGGCUCGUUGCGUUGGACUGUGGACGCGGUGGGCCACGGUACGACGGACACAGUUGAUUGCGAUAUCUUGAGCGACAUAGCACUGGCCUGCCGUGCUUCCAGAUCUUUCAGGAUCCUGGUCGCUUCUUCCCCUCGACUCUCCAGUCUCACUCUCAUGUGAAUAUGGGGGUUCACGAAACCCAAUGGCUUGGCUUGGCUUACCCGUGAAGUUGCCGCUCACAAUCUCGACUGGGUCUUCCUCUGCGGCAUACUUUCUGCCCAUCCACGCACGGCGUGCUUGUGCUAUUGGUCCCGCGUUGAUAGCUCAUUAGCCUCACCGGUUUUUGUUUGAUUUGCGUCCACGUGGGAGGAGUAAUGAUCGCCAGGACUAGCCCCUCGAGAGCUACGUUUCGCGUUUCCGUCGUGCCCAGAAUGGGUCGACCUCUGAUAAUCCAGAGUGCUUCAAAUUCCAGGCCUAGGUAGUCGAGCUUGCACUCACGCGGGGGAAGGGGGCAAAUUGCUUUGGGAUGCUCGUCGCUCGAGACUACCUGGACGAACGACCAACCUGGUCAAUAGUCCUUCGGGAACGGGUGACCAGCGACGACGACACAGUAGAGAUCGACGACAAGCAUUGCCUUGCCUUGGCUCUUGGGGACGACUCCAUCCGAUCGGCCCAGAACUGUAAAAGCUAGGGUGCAGGGGGGAGAAAAUCUCCCAACUCACCGUUACUAUGGGGAGGGGCGAGCCAAGACGGCGAGCCUGCCAGUACAUAGAGCAUCAUCAGGAAUAGGCACAACGCGCAGGAGACGAGUUCCACCUAAGCCGUCCCUGAUGACAUCUGCAUGUUCCCGUACACCGACACAGGUCUAUGACAGAGAGCGGUGGGAAGCUGCAUCAUCUCGAGCAAGUAUAUUCAUCAGAUGAUGCAAAGAGCUUGAACAUGCGGUCCUUGCUUGCCGCGCUUCACGCCUACUCCACCUUCAUCGACUGCCGACCUGGCCUUGCGGCCGUGUCUGGCUGAUGGUUCACUUCCGAUUACGGAACAGAUGGUUGCCGCUCCUCAAUACAGACUGGAGAGUCGAGACCAGGAACAAUUACCCAAAGAUCCGUGGUACGGGUCCCCUUGAGCUAGUCUGCCGCCCUAGCUGCUCAGCGCGACGUCCGAGGGCGGGAAAAACAAAGGUCGGACACCAGUUCAACACACACGGCUCCUCUUUCUUGGAUCCAAGAUGGCAUGCCUAGCUGAGGCGCAAACCGCGCUCGGUAGCCCUCCCACGCCUGCCUCCCUGCUGGGUGGGGGCUGGAUGACACCAAACGAACAACGGGAUCUACGGAGUACGCGAUGGCGCUUCCUAAUUUGACGCGUCCUUUGAACAGACUGAGUCCAGGUAACCUAAUCAUCCUGUACGGUAUUACAUGCUUUUGCUGGCUUUCUUUUGGCUGCAUGACCUGGUCGGAGACUCUGCGCAACGGUUCGGUCCCAGCAUGACGGCUUGGGCGAUGUUCUCCAGGGAAGAUACGAGUCUGACGACAUUGCUGCAAGGCAUGCCACUCAAUCCCAAACCGCACGACCUUCGUACCUCACCAUCGCGCCUUUCCCUGCCUGCUAUCUCAUACGAGGUAUCACUGUCUUCUGUAGCGCAAUCGGCUCUUUGGUGGUCCAGAAAGUAUAGCAUGGGUCACCGUGGCUCUCACAGCAGCCCUCUGGGCUCUACCACCAAUCUCUCGGCCAGGCAUGUCACCAACACCCUGCAGGUCUCGAUCAGAGUCAGUCUCGCUCGUAAAGGUCCUCUAUUGGCCCAACCUCUUAUGACCACCUAAGCCCCGAGGGAGUGAGGCGUUCUGCUGUGCCCUCGCGGCGAUCCCACUCCUGGUUUCUUUUCUCUCGCUCCUUGUCCCUCCCUCCCUCCUUCUCCUCAUGUACGGAUGUACCCGAGAACUGUGACCUCCCACAGACCAGGGAGUUGACUAUAGACCAACUCGAGGCGUGGUAUUUGCGAAGCUCAGUGGGGAGCCCGGGGGGGCGUGGGCUGUGAAGAAAGCAGUUACCUCAUGUUACUGCAACGCCUCGGGCCACAUCUUGCAGCCUCUUUAGUUUGCUUGGCUUCUCAGCAGAUUAGACGCUCCUCACAUCUGCAAGACCUGUUGACAAAUUCUCCUCAGGGUUGUGGCUUUUCUUGGAAAGAGGGGCUGACUCGUUACUUCAGCUGUCGACUGAACGGCCAGGCACUUGUGCGGGUGACACUUGAUCAGGGACAUCGACCGCAUCUCGUCCGUAUCGUGGCUCAACGACAUGUACCCCCUCGAGCGCGUCUUGGCUCUGGAUUGAAUACCUAUGGAAGUAUCCUUUCCAGCAAACCUAGCAACAACCCAUAAUUUUCUCGUCUCCAGUGACGGCACUUUACUCUCAGAUCUUUCCAUGGAACGUUUCAUGGCUAUGAUGUUCCCAUAUCAGGACGCCGAUCCGGCUCCAUCACCUCCGCGGUUUCC